GCUUCACUUCCUUAAAUUGCAGCGGCAUGGUAAUUCAAUUUCAUAGCGCACACAACACACUCGAGUAAAGAAGUACAGCAGUACAUUAGUGCUCUCAGAGUUUUAGUGAAGAGAUUAGAUUUUAAAAAUGUUUUGUUUCUGCAUGGAGGAGAUGAAGAGAGACGACGAGGACAUGACGGUGGUCAACUAUACAAUCAUAACCGAUUAUGAAAGCAUUGAAAUCGAGGACAUCAAAACAACGAGUCACAGACAAAUUCAACACACAGAACUCAACACUGCUGGAAGAAACUGUUACAGACUGACUGCAGUGUGUGCGGUGCUGAUGUGUGUCCUCCUGCUGACUGCCGUCACUAUGCUGUGGGCCAAAUACAACAUCAUGUCUAGAGAACAAGACCAGUUAGAGCAGGAGAGAUCUGCAUUGCACCAUGUGCUGUUAAACUUUGGAUGGAGAGUUUUCAAACAGAAUAUUUAUUACAUUUCUACUGAAAAGAAGAACUGGACUGAGAGCAGACAGCACUGUAUAAAGAGAGGAGCAGAUCUGGUGAUUAUAAACAGUACAGAGGAACAGGAGUUCAUCAGUAAAUAUUCCAACGGUAUUCAAGCUUGGAUUGGUCUGACUGACAUAGACACAGAGGGGACAUUUAAAUGGGUGGACGGUUCACCACUGACCACUGAGUAA
This is a messenger RNA of Tachysurus vachellii, 679 nucleotides long. RefSeq names its product C-type lectin domain family 4 member F-like. The coding region runs from base 128 to 679 and encodes 183 amino acids. Lineage: Eukaryota; Metazoa; Chordata; Actinopteri; Siluriformes; Bagridae. The transcript has 4 exons. The record is from RefSeq and is a predicted model, not a curated record.